ACCAGCGACGAAGUAGCAGCAGCAGCAGCAGCGAUGGAGGCCAAGACGACGCGCUUCCUGACGCAGUUCUCUCGCGCCGUGUUCCAGCAGUGGACGCAGACGCCCGCGCGCGAGCAGUUCUGGAAGGAUGGCGCCUUCCUGCACGCGAUGCUGGAGGAGGCGGUGGCCAAGCUGCCGCGCGGGAAGCUCAAGGCGCAGCUGGCGCGCGACCUCAAGCCGCUGGAGACGCAGCUGGCCUCGCUGCUGCGCGAGCUGCACGUGGAGCACGUCACCAAGCAGCAGCAGCAGCAGCAGAGCGAGGCGGCGCAGCAGGGCUCGCUGGCGCACGGCGCGCUGCUGAACGAGGAGCUCACGGAGCUGGAGCUGACGCAGGCCGCCGCCGCCGCGACCUCUGACAAGCAACGCCGCCUGGCGGGCGUGCUGGCGCUGGACGCCGGUGUGGACGUGGCGCAGCACGCGGCGGACGCGCAGGAGCAGGACGCGGAGCAGCUCGUGCAGCUGUUCGCGCUGGUCGCGGCGCGCAGCUACGAGUCGCCGCAGGACCAGGGGCGCAAGCGUGGCCUCGUGCUACAGCGACUGGCGGCCUGCGCGCAGACGCAGCUGGAGGCGCUGCCGAGCAACUGGAGCUGCGACGCCGAGAGCGACGCGGGCAAGCAGGUGCUGCAGCUGCGCGCGCUGCUGGAGCGCGUCGUGGUGCAGGACGCGGUGGCUCUGGCUAGUGAGGAGGAAGUUGAUGCUGUUGCCGCGGGACAGCUGCAGGCCCCCUGGACCAAGUUCUACUGCCCCGAGAAGAGCAAGGAGCUGAAGAAGGUGUCGUACGACGACGAGGUGGCCAAGAUCUACGGCGUUCUGCUCGCUCUGGCGGUCUACUUCCCCAUUGAGACUGAGGACGAGGAGGACACGUCGGCGGAAUCCUCUUCCUCGGAAGAUGAGGAGGAGAGCACGACUACACAGCAGACGCAGAAGCGGAAGCCGCUGGGCGCGGUGGCACAGGCCCAGCUCUCGACUCGGCAGACGCUGCUGGCUGCUCAGAUGCGCCAGCGUGGACUUAACCAGAGCGGACAGUGGCUCGUGUCGGUGCUGACCUUCCUGCAGGGACUGCCCAAGCCUGCAACUUACCUUGAUGAAGACGAGGACGAGGCCCUUGAUGCGGAGGACCGCCGUGCGCUCCUGGACUGUGUUGGACAUGUCUACACGCGCGCGUUCGCCAGCGUGGCGCUGUUUGACCAAGGCAAGGAGAAUGCCGCGGAAGAGAAGAUUGCGGUGCAGGAUCGCGCUCUGUUCGAGGCUGUCGUGUGCCUCCGCCACGCGGUGCAUUUCAUGCGUGUGGAGCGCAAGUCCAGCCUGCCGGCCAUCACUACGGCAAUGGCUCACCUGGCUGGUGUGCCGCUGCCUUUGAGCUUCACGACUUGGCUCGACCUUGAGCAGACUGCAGCCCCCAAGUCUGUGCUGGAGAAGGCGACGCAGCGAUUGUGGAAGAAGUGUGCCGACCACAGCAAGAUGGUCAACAUCCUGCUGAGCUCGACUGAGGUGACGACCGAAGAGCUUCCUCUUAUCCAGAAGAGCUACCUAGAGUACAUUGACCGUGUCGCUGAAGGCAACGUGGUCAAGCCUAGCCAGACGGCUGAUACUGAGCCGUCGUCGUCUGCUGCGGCAGCAGCGGAGGAAGCUACGGCCGACGCCAGCAGUUUGUUCUACGUGGACAACGCAGGCGGCGAAGCCGAGGAGGCCGCUAGCAAGUCGAAGAAGAAGCGUGCCAACAAAAAGAAGCGCGCGAACCAAACCAGCGAGGCGUCGCCUUCGAAGCGCAGCCGGACUUCGAGCAGUUAG
This is a messenger RNA of Phytophthora sojae, 1830 nucleotides long. RefSeq lists its product as hypothetical. The transcript has 2 exons. The coding region runs from base 34 to 1830 and encodes 598 amino acids. The record is from RefSeq and is a predicted model, not a curated record. Lineage: Eukaryota; Oomycota; Peronosporomycetes; Peronosporales; Peronosporaceae.